Messenger RNA from Chelonoidis abingdonii (Abingdon island giant tortoise), 779 nucleotides. RefSeq names its product ribonuclease-like. Lineage: Eukaryota; Metazoa; Chordata; Testudines; Testudinidae. Gene Ontology annotation, biological process: defense response to Gram-positive bacterium. The record is from RefSeq and is a predicted model, not a curated record. Gene Ontology annotation, molecular function: RNA nuclease activity; nucleic acid binding.
GUGAGAGGAGAUAAUGGAUGGAGUUCCAUGGAGAAGAUAGAGCCCUGCCCUCAGCUGUCUCCAUCCAUCUUCUCCCUACCCCCACUGCAGGUUGAUCCAGUGACAGACAUUGCCAUGGCUCUGAAGAGACCCUGCCCCGCAGUCCUGCUGCCCCUCGUCCUGCUGGUCGCCUGCCUGGCCCUGGCCAGUGGGCAGCCAUGGGAUUGGUUGAAUACCAGAUUCCUGAAAGAGCACGUGAACAACCCCAAGAACGAAGCUGCCAGCAACAGAGCCUACUGCAAAAUGAUGAUGUUGGACCGGGGCGUAAUCUGGAAGUACACCAACACCUUCAUCCAUGAGCCCGUCGACACUAUCAAUGCCAUCUGCAAGGAUGAUGGCAUACCCGUUGGGGGCUUCAAUCGCAAGAGCAAGAACCCCUUCAAAAUCACCACCUGCACUUUCAACCUCUUGACCUUCUCUUUCGAUGGACUCAGUGGCACAAGCAAUAUUGUCCUCACCUGCUUGAAUGGACUCCCUGUGAAAUUUGUGAGGAACAUUUAGGACCCAGACAGGGUGCGGAAGGCAAUAAGGGAACCCUGCUGCUUGCUCUAACCCUCCUCUGUCCCUUCGAAACUGGCCACGGCACCUGGCUCCUCACCCACCUCUAAACACUAGUGAGAUGGUAUACGUGUUUCCACCCCUCAACCUCUGCUGCCUCUAGUGCCCAUUAUAGAGCAUAGCCGCCCCUUCCCCACCCCCACCCCCUGCUGCCCCUAGUGACCAUUAUACAAUAUAGAGAC